This is a messenger RNA of Piliocolobus tephrosceles (Ugandan red Colobus), 2186 nucleotides long. RefSeq names its product chromosome 4 C5orf63 homolog (gene C4H5orf63). The coding region runs from base 426 to 773 and encodes 115 amino acids. The record is from RefSeq and is a predicted model, not a curated record. NCBI's taxonomy places the organism in Eukaryota, Metazoa, Chordata, Mammalia, Primates, Cercopithecidae. The transcript has 7 exons.
GGAAGUGCGGGGAGCGGGCCGGCGCCUGGCGGGUGAGGGCGGAAGUGCUCGGCGCAGGGCGGAAGCAGAGACGUUGGCGGCGUGAGGCUCAGGAGUAUACAUCAGAGGAAGCCAAAAGCCAGCUGGAAGAGUUCCUGAAUACAGUUUUAAUCUUGUUUGCAAUUAUUUCAAAGGGGAGAAAUCAUCUGGAUCAGGGGGAGUUCCAUCUUGGAUACUUAGACAGUUGCAAGAUGAGUGCCCUAGUGUCACCUUCCCCAUUUUCCAACUUGGUUCCUUCUGACACCAGCACUUCCCAGUUAUGAUUGAGAAGUAAGAAAAGAGAGUCUGCAAUGAACAAGUACCUUUAAACUUCUGCCUGGACCUGAUUAAGUAAAUGUCAGAAAUUAAGGAAUUUCAGCGUACUAUCUGCCUGAAAGAGAAUUAAGAUGCUCUGGUUUCAAGGAAAUAGCAUGCAACUUGCCAGAUCCGCCUUUGGACUCUUCUUGAGAAAUUGCUCUGCCUCUAAGACAACUCUGCCUGUGCUGACCUUAUUCACAAAGGACCCAUGCCCCCUUUGUGAUGAAGCCAAGGAAGUACUCAAGCCGUAUAAAAACAGGUUCAUUUUACAGGAGGUAAACAUCACACUUCCAGAAAACUCUGUCUGGUAUGAAAGAUAUAAAUUUGACAUUCCUGUCUUUCACUUGAAUGGCCAGUUUCUGAUGAUGCAUCGAGUAAAUACCUCAAAACUUGAAAAACAGCUCCUGAAACUUGAGCAGCAAAGUACCAGAGGCUGACUUAUGUCCUCAUGAUUUUCCACCCUCUCCUCCCAUAAAGCAUCUUCCUAAGAAAAUGACCAUGGCCUGAUACUCAUUUUGUCACUUGUACAGAACCCUAAGGAUGUUCUGAAUUCAGUGGUGCCAAAUAAAUGUUGACAUUCCUCUUUUGGUUGAAGGAAGUAUCAGUGUGGGAACUAUUUGCUUAAUGGCAUUUUAUGAAAUAAGAAGAGCAUACUGGCAGGGAGGGAGACGAUGGAGGGAGAGAGAAGUCCAUUUGUCUUAUUUAUCCUUUUUGUAUUAAUAGAGAAGCACUUCACAUUCACUGGGCAAUGCCAUUUAUAGGAAGAAGGUUCUGCAUUCCUGCUGCUGCCCCGGAGGGCUUAACUUUUUAAUGAAAGAAUAAAUGCUCUUCCACUCAGUAGAUAAAGUGAAAUGUGAAUUGUUAAUAACUGUGCACAGUCAAUAAAGGGAUGUUUUAAGGAAUACAUCUGCAUGAAGCCUAUUCAGUGGGAUUUAAUAAUACCUGUUUAAAAUUAGAGUUCAUUUUUGUUGAGUAGAAGAGAAUUAUUAUCCUAGCCAAAAAGGCGUCAUUUGAGAAAAACAAAAGAAAGACUUAAACCCCUAAAAUUUAUAUAAAAAUCUCAACAUUCUCUACACAGUCAUUGAAUUGAUUUGUAAUAUUUGAGGACUGCCUUUCAUAGUUAUUCAGUUACUAUCCAUUGAGUUAAUUUAACUUAUUUUAAGACAGUAGGUUUUUUAAAAUCAGAUUUUAAUAUCUUGGAAAAAAUCACUCCUAAAUAUGUCAUCUAAAGAUAAAAUACUCUUUGCCAUUCUAUGUAAAGAGUAGAAAUGUAUUUGCAUACCCUUGUUUAUAUUUAGUCAGAUUAAGCCAGUGUAGAAAUGGAUUCACUUGAAAACAAAACUGCCUUUCCUCUUAAAAUCUUACCACUGCAAUUCCAUGUGUAAUGAAAUUAUUUUUUAAACUAUUUGAAUGAAUUUGGAUACUGUGAGUCUGUGAGUCACUAGAUUUUAAUUUGAUCAGGAUGAUUCAGUCUUAGUAUAGAAUAUUAGAGCUAGCUGACCUUACACAUUGUCUAGUCCCACUCUCCCAUUGUAUAUAUGAGGAGGAAUCUGAAUUCAGAGAAUAUCAGAGACUUAACCCAAGGUCACACAGCCAGUCAGUUGGCAGUCCAGGUCCUGCCCCACAGCCCUAGAUUUCCAGUACUCUCUGGACUCAUUGCAGGGGGCUCCUGUUAUCUCACGUACAGUAUCCCCAACCAUUCUGGAUUCAACACAAAUCUGGAAGCAACUGAAAAAGCCUUUUAAGCUGAGUACAGUGGUACAUACUUGUAGUCCCAGCUACUUGAGAGGCUGAGGCAGAAGAGCCCAGAAGUUUGAGUCCAACCUGGGCAACAUGGUGAAACCAUGUCU